AUGCCUCAAACAAAGAUAGCGACAUCGGGAUGGCAGCGACUGGGUCGUCGCAUCCUUGAGACCAGCUUUCGCACCCAUAUCCUAAUCUCCGCCCUGCUGCGGAUCUCUUUAAUUUGCUACGGACAAAUACACGACAGUCAGUCUGCCGUGCCCUACACGGAUAUAGAUUAUAAAGUGGUAACGGAUGGAGCUCGUCGAGUGCUGGAUGGCGACACGCCCUUCGCCAGGCACACUUACCGCUACAGCCCGAUUAUGGCCUACCUGCAGACGCUCAACGUACUGCUCCAUCCGGCGUGGGGUAAGCUAUUGUAUGCCACCUUCGAUCUACUCAUCGCCACGCUGAUUUACCGCCUGGUGCACAUGGAGAUCAAGAGUCAGUACCAGAAGACCGUGCAGCAUCUGCUGAGCAAGUUCAACAGGCCACGGGAGUCGGAUCAAUCGUUGGACGCUCUGGACGCACGAAGCCAUCCGGAGAACUUGGCCCGCGCCUCUGCCUGCUUCUGGCUCUACAAUCCACUGACGGCUGUUAUCUCAACCCGUGGAAGCGGCGACUGCUUCUCAAGCUUCUUCGUGAUACUCACCAUCUAUCUGUUGCUAAAAUCAGAGCACAAUGUCGCCAGGAGUCACUGGCUUAUAUUCUGCGCGGGCUUGGCUCACGGCCUGGUGAUCCAUCUGCGUCUGUAUCCGUUGCUGUUUAGUUUGGCGUACUAUCUGUCACUGUCCACACGCCUCACACAAACACCCCUCGAUUUCGUGUGCCAAAUCCUGCGUCCCAACAAGCAACAGUUGUGCCUGGUGAUCGGAACACUCGUCAGUCUGGUGGGCUUCACCUACACAUUCUACUCGAUGUACGGCUGGGAUUACAUCUACGAGGCUUAUCUGUAUCACUUUGUACGCAAGGACUCGCGACACAACUUUUCGCUGCAGUUCCUUCUGCAGUAUCUGGGCAGUGCAUCUAGUAUGGCCGAACCCUCUGCCAUCCUGAAACUCCUAGUGGUUGCCCCACAGUUCCUGCUCAUCCUCUACUUGAGCCUGAGUUUUGGCCAGUUCCGCCAGACCCUGCCGUUCUGCAUCUUUGCCCUGGCCUUCGUCAUCGUCACGUACAACUCGGUGGUCACCUCGCAGUACUUCAUCUGGUACCUGGCCAUCCUACCGCUCUGUUUGAACAACUUUAAGCUGCUGUCGUGGAGAAGGUGCUUUACUCUCCUCUGCCUUUGGCUGCUCGCCCAGGCACUGUGGCUGCUGCCGGCCUAUUUGCUGGAGUUCCGGACGUGGAACACUUUUUACUGGAUCGGAGCGCAGGGCGCCGUGUUUUUCGCCACCAACGGGUACAUUUUGGAGCAACUGUUGAGUCACUACGGGUUCACCCAAUUUAAGAUAAGCUACAGAAAGUUACUGUAAUCA
Molecule: messenger RNA, 1404 nt
Organism: Drosophila takahashii
Lineage: Eukaryota; Metazoa; Arthropoda; Insecta; Diptera; Drosophilidae
Gene: PIG-M
Product: Phosphatidylinositol glycan anchor biosynthesis class M
Biological process (GO): GPI anchor biosynthetic process
Cellular component (GO): glycosylphosphatidylinositol-mannosyltransferase I complex; membrane
Molecular function (GO): GPI mannosyltransferase activity; alpha-1,4-mannosyltransferase activity
Source: RefSeq, a predicted model, not a curated record